AUUUUAAGAAAAUUAGUUUCCACUAAAUGUCAAGCGUAAAGGAUCGUGGACGUAUCUUUGUUUGCCGAUCGCUGUCAUUCAUUUCAUCAUACGUGUGAGCGUGCAUAGCCUGCAAGCAUGGAGCAUCUGGUUUCUCUCGGACUGAACGAGCAAAAGGUCAAGGAAACGCUUAAAAAUGCCUCACUUACCGCGACUAUUACACGUGCGUUCUCCUACUUCCCGCCGGGUGUAGAACUGAAUUCUGCCCAAAAACCACUUCUGUUCCAGGCGUGCUCGAAGAUAAAGCCGCAGAGUGCUCAGUUUUUGGAAUUAAUAGUCAAAAAAAUCCUGGACCACAGCCUGGACACUAGUUUACGCGUGGAUACGGCACUAGAGUAUGUGCUAGCUAACGUCACGAAGGCCACGUUCAACGAAGCUGAUUUCGAUGCGGCUUGCGGUGUCGGGAUAGUAGUAACGCCCGAAGAAAUCGAAAAAGCUGUCGAGACAACUAUCGCAAAAUAUCGGGAUGAUAUCGUUCAACAGCGUUACCGGUUUAAUGUUGGAAAGCUGCUUGUCGAAAUUCGAGCCGCGUUGCCUUGGGUUGAUGGUAAGGCGCUGAAGAGUGAAGUUGAUGUUCAGAUGUUCGAUUUGUUAGGCCCGAAAACGGAGGCAGAUGAAGAAAAAGUGGGUAAAAAACGACGCGAACCUCCUCCGGUCGCCAACGUACCAAAAGCAGCAACUGCGGUUGUUCCAGUGAUUAGCACUAGUCGACCGGAUGGACCGCGAACGAUGGUCGACCUGAUGCGAAAUGUUGAUUUUCAUCGUCCGGGUGAGAAUUUUAAAACUGACGGGUAUGUCGUCACUUCCGAAACGGAGCGUUUGUUGAAAGAGCACCUGAAGCGUACUGGAGGCAAAGUGCGUACACGCUUCCCGCCGGAACCGAACGGAAUUCUUCACAUAGGACACGCCAAGGCUAUCAACAUUAACUUUGCCUAUGCAGCAGCAAACGAUGGCGUAUGUUUCCUACGAUACGACGACACUAAUCCGGAAAAGGAAGAAGAAAAGUUUGUGAAAGGCAUUCGAGACAUCGUCGAAUGGCUCGGAUACAAACCGUAUAAAAUAACCUACUCGUCCGAUUACUUCCAACAGCUGUAUGAUUUUGCCGUCCAGCUCAUAAAAAGUGACAUGGCAUACGUGUGCCAUCAAACUGCCGAACAAAUGAAAGGAUUUACUACGGAGCCAUCGAAAUGGCGCAACCGGCCCAUAGCGGAAAGCUUGCAGCUUUUCGAAGAUAUGAAGAAUGGAAAAAUAGACGAGGGAGCCGCAACACUGCGCAUGAAAAUUACGCUGGAAGAGGGAAAAAUGGAUCCGGUAGCUUAUAGGAUCAAAUUUAUUCCACACCACCGUACCGGUACGAAGUGGUGUAUCUAUCCGACCUACGACUACACGCACUGCUUGUGCGACAGCCUGGAAGAUAUCACCCAUUCGCUCUGCACGAAGGAGUUCCAAUCGAGACGAUCGUCAUAUUACUGGCUCUGCAAUGCUCUGAACAUAUACUGUCCCGUGCAGUGGGAAUAUGCACGUCUUAACGUUAACUACACUGUAGUUUCGAAGCGCAAAAUUAACAAGCUUAUCACUGAGAAUACGGUUAACGAUUGGGACGAUCCAAGAUUGUUCACACUGUCGGCUUUGCGGCGCAAGGGAUAUCCGGCCGAAGCGAUAAAUAAUUUCUGCGCCCAGAUGGGUCUGACGGGCGCGCAAACGUCCAUUGAUCCAGCUGCUCUCGAAGCGUCUGCCAGGGAUGUGUUGAAUCUAACCGCACCACGUACAAUGGCAGUUCUGGAACCACUUAAGAUUACGAUUCUCGACUAUCCUCAUGAUGGACCAAUUCAGCUUUCGGUUGCCGAUUUUCCAACCAUAACCGAAAAAGGAACUCAUAUGGUUUGGUUCGACCGUGUGGUUUAUAUCGAGCGGUCUGAUUUCAUGGAACACGCUGACAAAUCCUUCCGCCGUUUAACACCAAACCAGCCGGUUGGACUUAAAUACAUUGGCUCCAUGUUGCGAGUGGAAAGCAUUGUGCGCAAGUCGAACUCUGUGGAGGAAUUGAUAUGCCGAAUGGAGCAAUGUACAGCUACAGAAAAACCGAAAGCAUACAUACACUGGGUAGCCAAACCAGUACCGGUAGAGGUACGUUUGUAUGAGAAACUGUUCAUGCAUAAAAACCCCGAAGAUAGUAAUGAAGUUCCGGGAGGAUUUUUGAGUGAUUGUGCUACCGAUACAAUACGUACCGUGUGUGGUUACGUUGAUACGCAUGUGACCAACAGUAAAGUGUACGACAACUAUCAGUUCGAGCGCAUCGGUUACUUCUCCGUUGAUCCGGACAGUAGGAACGGUCAGCUAGUUUUCAAUCGUACCGUCACGCUGAAAGAGGAUACGGGUAAAAUGAACUAGUUAAAGUAAUUCAAUAGGAAUCACGGACAAUGGGUCGAUAUAAUCGUUGUAUCGUUUUGACGAUCUGGACAUUGCUUGCCGUGUGCGUUGAAUAAAAUCAAUCAUUAAUUUAAAAAUUAUUUCCAUAACUGGAAUGAAUGUUGAACAA
Molecule: messenger RNA, 2578 nt
Organism: Anopheles funestus (African malaria mosquito)
Lineage: Eukaryota; Metazoa; Arthropoda; Insecta; Diptera; Culicidae
Gene: GlnRS
Product: probable glutamine--tRNA ligase
Exons: 3
Coding region: 118-2430 (770 amino acids)
Biological process (GO): glutaminyl-tRNA aminoacylation; translation
Cellular component (GO): cytoplasm; aminoacyl-tRNA synthetase multienzyme complex; cytosol
Molecular function (GO): glutamine-tRNA ligase activity; ATP binding
Source: RefSeq, a predicted model, not a curated record